UUUGAAACGGUCAGGACUCAUCUGCCCUGUUUUACACAGCUUACCAUGUUGUUGCAUUAAAGCCUUUUAUUUUACAGCAAGAUGUUUGCUUCUGUCUUUGUGGUCAUACUGGGCUUGUUCUACUGCAGCAAAGAAAGCAGUCAGUCAUUUCUGGGGCGUCCACAGCUGUAUGGCCCCUCGGAGGCUUUAGCUAAAAAAGCUGUAGAAUUUGAAUGUGAAGUGCUGGACUACCCAGAAGAUGAGCUCAUCUUGUUGCAAUUAUUCAAGGUGGGUGACCAUAAUUGGUUGUUGGGUGAAUCCACCUCACUGGACGGGGAGGUUGCAGUCAUUCCCAUGAUAAUCAAAACAUCUCAUGAGGGAUACCUGGAGUGUGUUGCCAGUGCACAGAACAACUCAGAGAUAACGCCCACUGUGAGCCACCCACACUACCUGAAGGUUGUUGAGCCAGUGGAAGGUGCAGAGAUCAUCCAUUCAGGUCCAGUGGAGCUCUAUGAGGGGAAUCCACUGAAGCUACGGUGUGAACUCAGUGCCGGAACUCACGUUUCCUACAAGUGGCUGCUCAAUGGUCAGCCCGUCUCGCAGUCUCCAGUCCGCUAUGUUGCAGAUGACCGCCUCAUGAUCUACAGAACUUCUUCUGGAGAUAGCGGCUCCUACGUGUGUGUGGCGACCAACACUUUCAACAAAACAAGGGUCUUCAGCUCCAACAGCUCUAAAGUUGUAUUCACAGUUAAAGAUUUGGUGUCAAACCCAAGCAUCACGUUCACUGUGUUAAAGGAGGAUUCCCAAAAUUAUUCUGCUGUGGUCACCUGUGAGUCAACAAGAGGAACUCCACCCAUCACCUUUUCCCUCUACAACAGGACAGAACUGGUGUCAAAUAUGACAACUGAUGAUAGGCAAGCUACAUUUAAGGUUCCACUGGUCUUGGACCGCCACUUGGGAUGGCUCCAGUGCCAAGCAAACAACAGCGACCGAAUUGCAUACAGUGAUUGGUUGCCUUUAGAAGUUGUUCCAGUUGGUGGGCCGGUGACGAUGCAUUACGAUUUUGACCUUGGAGAAAACUAUGCUAUUGUAAGUCUGAGGUUCUACUGCAAGGUAAAGAAGGGAUCUCAUCCACGGUACCAGUGGUUCCUCAACAAAACACUUCUACAAGACCGAGGAAGCUUCUACUAUGUGGCCAAUGAGCCUCCAAAACAAUCUAUACUGCUGCUGUCUGUAGGGAGGAGCAGCACUGGGACGUACCGCUGUGAAGUAUCCGACAGCUUUGACAACACCACUGCCAUAAGCAGCAAGAAGCACUAUUUGGAUAAAGACGUGCUGAAUCGCCUUCCCAUCUUGCUGGUGGCGGUUGUCUUUGGAUGCUUCACGACCCUGAUUCUCCUGGUGUCCAUUUGUUGCUGCAUUGGAGUGAUGUUCAGGCGGAGGCAGUAUGGGGAGAAGUCUCUGUUGAACCUGGAGAUGGAGAGGAUGACCGUUGCAUAUGAGGGCGACCUGGACUUGUCAAUGUACAAUGAGGACCCUGAUGUGGUCAACACAGCCAGAGGAGAUGAAUUUGAUCAGGUGAGAUUAGAUGGGUUUAUUAUUGGUUACAAACAGCCAGUCAAACUCUUGUGUUUGUGUCCUCCUCAGACAUCUGAAGCUUCUUUGGAUGAAUGGCUCCACAUUGAAGAAGAGAAGACGACGUUGGAAGAUGAACAUGUUUAAAGUGCCACGGGGACGUUUGCUCUGCAAACACAGGCUGUUGUGGUUAAAUAAACAUCUGAUGCUCUGUCGUGUCA
Messenger RNA from Amphiprion ocellaris (clown anemonefish), 1775 nucleotides. RefSeq names its product Fc receptor-like protein 5. The transcript has 12 exons. The record is from RefSeq and is a predicted model, not a curated record. Lineage: Eukaryota; Metazoa; Chordata; Actinopteri; Pomacentridae. Bases 82 to 1701 code for a protein of 539 amino acids.